AUGGGCCAAACGAAGCGUCGCGAAGGCAAGUCCUCUCGCGCACCGAAAGCAUCUCUCUUCGGUGGAGGCAAGUCAAGUCAUGCAGACUCGGGACAGCCACAGAUCAAAAAGGCCACAUUUGAAAUCACAAAGAAGAAGGAAGUCGGUGUUUCAGAUCUGACGCUGUUGAGUAAGGUUUCCAAUGAAGCCAUCAACGACAACCUGAAAAAGAGGUUCGAGCAUGGCGACAUCUACACUUAUAUUGGCCACGUGCUGGUGUCGGUCAAUCCCUUCCGGGACUUGGGCAUCUACACCGACCAAGUGUUGGACAGUUAUAGGGGACGAAACAGACUCGAAGUUCCUCCUCACGUCUUCGCCGUUGCCGAGUCUGCCUACUAUAACAUGAAGGCCUACCACGAAAACCAAUGUGUCAUCAUUUCUGGAGAAUCGGGCGCUGGGAAAACGGAAGCAGCCAAACGGCUGAUGCAGUACAUCGCCAAUGUCUCUGGGGGCACAGAUUCGAGGAUCCAGAGAACGAAAGACAUGGUCUUGGCCACCAACCCGCUGCUGGAGUCGUUCGGCAACGCCAAAACGCUGCGAAAUAACAAUUCGUCUCGGUUUGGGAAGUAUCUCGAACUCGAAUUCAACCAGAAUGGCGAGCCUGUUGGGGCCAAAAUCACGAAUUACUUGCUGGAGUCCUCGAGAGUCGUAGGACAGAUCACCAACGAACGAAACUUCCACAUUUUCUAUCAGUUCACCAAAGCCGCCCCGAAGGAGUACAGAGACGCAUUCGGCGUUCAGCAGCCACAAUCAUACGUAUAUACCAGCAGAUCCAAAUGCUUCGAUGUACCGGGCAUAGACGAUGCCAGUGAUCUUAACGAAACCAUUGAAGCCAUGAAAAUAAUUGGACUGACCAAGGCUGAGCAAGACAACAUAUUCCGUAUGUUGGCCGCCAUCUUGUGGAUCGGAAACAUUACCUUCCGGGAUAAUGAUCAGGGCGGUGUUGAUAUCUCGGAUCAGUCGGUUGUUGAUUUUGUGGCAUACUUGCUGGAAGUCGAGUCAGCUCAUGUUCACAAAGCACUGACUGUCAGAAUUGUUGAGACGGCUCGAGGUGGUGGCAGGCGUGGCUCUAUCUAUGAAUCCCCUUUGAACCCUGUCCAAGCAAUGGCUGUACGUGAUGCGCUGGCGAAAGCCGUCUACUUCAGACUUUUCGAUUGGAUCGUCUCCCGAACGAACGUCUCGCUACGAGCACAGGGAGCUGUCAAAAACACGGUCGGUAUCCUCGAUAUUUACGGAUUCGAAAUUUUUGAAAAGAACUCUUUCGAACAACUGUGCAUCAAUUACGUCAACGAGAAGCUGCAGCAGAUCUUCAUCCAGUUGACACUCAAGGCUGAACAGGAAGAGUAUGCUCGCGAGCAGAUUCAGUGGACGCCCAUCAAAUAUUUUGACAACAAAGUUGUCUGUUCGCUGAUCGAAGACAAAAGGCCACCCGGAGUCUUUGCAGCUCUCAAUGAUGCCUGCGCCACUGCUCAUGCUGAUUCUGGAGCCGCGGAUCAGACAUUCGUGGGCCGUCUCAACUUCCUAUCAAGCAAUCCCAACUUCGAAAACCGACAAGGCCAAUUCAUCAUCAAGCAUUACGCUGGUGAUGUCAACUACCAGGUCGCCGGCAUGACAGAUAAGAACAAGGAUCAGCUUUUGAAAGAUUUGCUGAACCUCGUUGGUGAGAGUUCCAACAGUUUCCUGCAUGAGCUCUUCCCCGACCAGGUCAAUCAGGAUGACAAGCGACGGCCUCCAACUGCAGGUGACAAGAUCAAGGCUUCAGCCAAUGAACUCGUCGACACUUUAAUGCAGGCACAGCCAUCAUACAUUCGUACCAUCAAGCCCAAUGAGAAUAAAUCGCCCAAAGAGUACAAUGAGGCGAACGUUCUCCAUCAGAUAAAGUACCUCGGUCUUCAGGAGAACGUCCGCAUUCGCAGAGCUGGUUUUGCCUACCGUCAGGCAUUUGACAAGUUCGUCGAACGAUUUGCACUGCUGUCACCAAGAUUGUCAUAUGCAGGAGAAUACACCUAUACUGGUGAUGUAAGGACAGCCUCGGAGAUCAUUUUCAAAGACACGAGCAUUCCCCCGGAAGAGUAUCAGAUGGGUGUUACCAAGGCUUUCAUCAAGAGCCCUGAAACGCUGUUUGGAUUGGAGCAUAUGCGAGAUCGAUACUGGCACAACAUGGCAGUCCGAAUUCAGCGAGCCUGGAGAAAUUAUCUGAGGUAUCGGGCAGAAGCUGCGACAAGAAUCCAAAGAUUUUGGCGAAAGUCCAAGGUCGGGGUUAAAGAAGUGGAAUUCAGAGACCAAGGACACCGGCUGCUUGCUGGGCGCAAGGAACGUCGCAGGUACAGCUUGCUCGGCUCGAGACGUUUCUUUGGCGAUUACUUGGGCCUCAAUAUGCCCGGCGGUCAAGGCCGGGUUCUCCGAGACUCCAUCAACCUCAGCUCCCAGGAACGAUGCGUCUUCUCGUCGCGCUGCGAACUGCUGGUGGCCAAAUUUGGAAGAUCAUCCAAACCAUUGCCCAGGAUACUGGUGCUUACCAACAAGUCAGUCUACAUUGUAGUUCAGGCUGUGGUCAACAACCAGCUACAGAUCUCAGCCGAAAGAACAAUACCUGUGGGUGCCGUCAAAUAUAUUUCGACUUCCAGCCUGCGGGAUGACUGGUUUGCGCUGGGUGUCGGUUCGCCCCAGGAACCCGAUCCGCUCAUCAGUUGUGUGUUCAAGACAGAAUUCUUCCUUCAAUUCAAAACCGUUGCUGUUGGAGGAAUGAACCUCAAGAUUGGACCAACGAUCGAAUACAACAAGAAGCCCGGCAAGCCUGCUUCGGUCAAAGUUCAAAAAGACACCACCGUUCCAAGAGAUGAUGUGUACAAGUCUGGAACAAUUCACGUUCCUCAAGGCGAAGCACCAACCUCUGUCUCGCGGCCUACGCCUCGAGGCAAAGCGAUUGCAAAGCCUAUUACAAGUGGCAAGCUACUCCGCCCUGGCGGACCCGGUGGUCAGCCUUCGAAAGCUGCCUCGAGAAGGCCCGUCCCUGCAGCACGGCCUGCAGCUCAAACACCACGACCUGUACCUACACCUGCCGCUACACCCGUUCACCACGCUGUUACAUCCCAUCUCAACGGAGCCUCCUCCCAUGCUCGUAACGACUCAGCCUCUUCAUUUGGCCGUGCGGCCCCUCCUCCGCCUCCACCCCCACCUCCUGCCGCAGCACCCGCUGCUGUCCCAUCAAAGCCUCAAGCUAAAGCCAAGUACGACUUCAAUUCUCCCAAUGAUAAUGAGUUAAACAUAAAGACUGGAGAUAUUGUCGAGAUUCUGAAGAAGGAAAACAAUGGCUGGUGGCUCUGUAAAAACGUGCAAACUAUGAAAGAAGGCUGGACGCCGACGGCGUACGUCGAAGAGAUUGAGCAAGCUCGUGCCGCUCCGCCUCCACCUCCACCACCGCCGGCCGCGCCUCCACGAGCUGUUCCUGCGCAGGUCAUUGCAAAUGGGCAUACCAAACCUGGAACUCCACCGGUCAUUGGGAAAGCGAAGCCGACGCCACCUGCGCCUCCAGCGAAGAGGCCGGUGCCCGCGGCGCGAAAGCCAGCUGCUUCACCCGCCCGCGACAGUGGCAUGAGUCUGGGGACCGGAAGCGGCACCGAUUCGGGCCGUGCAACACCGAAUAGUAUCGGUAGCGGCAGUCUUGCUGGAGGGCUGGCUGAAGCGUUGAGGGCAAGACAGAGUGCUAUGAGUGGCAGGCAAGAAAAGGACGAUGAUGACGAUUGGUAG
Exophiala spinifera is the source of this 3789-nucleotide messenger RNA. RefSeq names its product myosin-1. The record is from RefSeq and is a predicted model, not a curated record. Lineage: Eukaryota; Fungi; Ascomycota; Eurotiomycetes; Chaetothyriales; Herpotrichiellaceae. The transcript is spliced from 3 exons. Gene Ontology annotation, molecular function: actin filament binding; ATP binding; microfilament motor activity. Gene Ontology annotation, biological process: vesicle transport along actin filament; endocytosis; actin filament organization. Gene Ontology annotation, cellular component: actin cortical patch; plasma membrane; vesicle. The coding region runs from base 1 to 3789 and encodes 1262 amino acids.